Molecule: messenger RNA, 1552 nt
Organism: Capsaspora owczarzaki ATCC 30864
Lineage: Eukaryota; Filasterea; Ministeriida; Capsasporidae
Product: N-acyl-phosphatidylethanolamine-hydrolyzing phospholipase D
Exons: 4
Coding region: 329-1441 (370 amino acids)
Cellular component (GO): cytoplasm
Molecular function (GO): N-acylphosphatidylethanolamine-specific phospholipase D activity; zinc ion binding
Source: RefSeq, a predicted model, not a curated record
UUUUUUUUUUUUUCUUUCGCUCGUUGUCUGAGUUUUCUCCUCUUUCAAGCUGUCGCUUCGCUGCUCUCGAUUGCAGCUGCUGCCAUUGCUGCGCGCCACAGCAACGCCACUGCUCGCCGCCGCUGCUGCACCCCACCGACCCCUCUCAUCAUCAUCCUCAUCAUCAUCGCUCUCAUCAUCGCUCUCAUCACUGCCAUCCGCUCGUCAGUCGCAGGCGUCGUCGCAUCGCAGCCAGUCUUCUUCACUCUCAGCAAUCAACAACAACGCGCCGCAUUUCCCGUCUUGGCGACACCGCUACCCCUACUACUCCAGCCGAGCAACACACACGAUGGCAAGCACUUCAUCCGCAGCUCAAGUCCAAGGCUCAGCGGCGGCGGCAGCGCGGGACGACAACUUCAUCCCAAAGCCGACGGUUCUGACGUCGAUUGCCGACAGCGAGCUCGUCCAGCCAGUGCGACUGCCCGACGGCCGCUUUGACAACCCGUUCUCGACAUGGGCCCAGCGCGGAUUCACCGACGUCUUCAAGUGGAUGCUCGGUGGCAAGCGCUCCUCGCCGAGCGUGCCCAAGACCGCAGCCGAGCUCGACCGCACGCUGCCAAUCCUCCGCCCGGACUUUGCCGCGCUGGCCAAAGUUCCGCAGGCAGACGCGACGCAGGUCAUGUGGGUCGGACACGCGUCCGUGCUCGUUCAAUUCGACGGCGUCACUGUCAUCACCGACCCGGUCUUCUCGCACAGGUGCGGUCCGACAAGGUUUACGGGACCCAAGCGCAUCCGCGAGCCGCCAUGCGCCAUUGCCGAGCUGCCCAAGGUGGACGUCGUGCUGAUUAGUCACAACCACUAUGAUCACCUCGAUCACGCUUCCAUCAUGCAGCUGCACCGCAACUUUGCUCCGACGUUCUAUGUCCCGCUUGGCAACGCUGCGUGGUUUCACUCGUGCGGCAUCCCCGCGGACAAGGUGGUCGAACUAGGUUGGUGGCAGGAACACCAAUUCAACGACAAGGUCAAGUUUGCCUGCACGCCAGUCCAGCAUUGGUGCCGCCGAGGCGCCACAGACAUGAACAAGGCUCUGUGGGGAGGCUGGGCCAUGCUCGGCGCUACCCAGCGCAUCUUUUUCAGUGGUGACACGGGAUACUGCGAAGCCUUCAGCCAAAUCGGCGCCAAGUACGGCGGUGAGCGUGGAUUUGACCUGGCGUUGAUUGCCAUUGGCGCCUAUGACCCAAGGUGGUUUAUGCGACCGCAACACAUCAACCCGGAAGAAGCAGUGCUGUUGCAUCAAGAGUUGCGCGCCCGCCGCUCGCUUGGCAUCCACUGGGGCACGUUUAUUCUGACGGACGAGCAUUACUUGGAGCCGCCAAAGCGCAUGGCGGAUGCUGCCAAAGCCGCCGGUCUCGCCGAUGAUGCAUUCUUUGUGCUCAAGCACGGUGAGGUCGUCACCGUCUGAUGACUCUGGUUACAAAGCAGAUAAAAGCAUUAUCUGGUCGAUAAACGAACGGCGAACGUUGUGAAAAAAACGUGGAUACCCAAUAAAAUUAAUACAAUACGAAAAACCAAA